Molecule: messenger RNA, 2533 nt
Organism: Rhinolophus ferrumequinum (greater horseshoe bat)
Lineage: Eukaryota; Metazoa; Chordata; Mammalia; Chiroptera; Rhinolophidae
Gene: CNR2
Product: cannabinoid receptor 2
Exons: 2
Coding region: 191-1339 (382 amino acids)
Biological process (GO): cannabinoid signaling pathway
Cellular component (GO): membrane
Molecular function (GO): cannabinoid receptor activity
Source: RefSeq, a predicted model, not a curated record
UGUGAGAAAGAGCAAGAGCCACAGAAAGCUGGUUUGGGGACAACAGCUAACAGGAGCUCUGAUUGGGACCCAGAGCCAGGUCUUAGACACACAACCACCAGGAUUCCUCACCGCCCCACAGAACAGAAGGGAGCUCAGCCACAGACCACUUAAAGACUUCUUGGCAAGUCCAGCAGAAGCACCUCACCCCAUGGAGAGAUGCCCGGUGAUGGAAGCAGCCAAUGGCUCCAAGGAUGGCUUGGAUUUCAACCCCAUGAAGGAUUACAUGAUCCUGAGCAGUCACCAAAGGAUAGCUGUCGCGGCAUUGUGUACCCUCCUGGGCCUCCUAAGUGCCCUGGAGAACCUGGCUGUGCUCUACCUAAUCCUGUCCUCCCACCGGCUCCGCAGGAAGCCCUCGUAUCUGUUCAUUGGCAGCUUGGCGGGGGCUGACUUCCUGGCCAGUGUGGUCUUUGCCUGCAACUUUGUAAAUUUCCACGUCUUCCAUGGCGUGGAUUCCAAGGCUGUGUUUCUGCUGAAGAUCGGCAGCGUGACCAUGACCUUCACAGCGUCUGUAGGCAGCCUGCUGCUGACCGCCAUUGACCGCUACCUCUGUCUGCGCUACCCACCUGCAUACAAAGCCUUGCUCACCCGUGGGAGGGCACUGGUGACCCUGGCCAUCAUGUGGGUCCUCUCGGCCUUAGUCUCCUACCUGCCCCUCAUGGGAUGGACUUGCUGUCCCAGUCCCUGCUCUGAGCUUUUCCCCCUGAUUCCCAAUGACUAUCUGCUGGGCUGGCUCCUGUUCAUCGCCUUCCUCUUCUCUGGCAUCCUCUACACCUAUGGCCAUGUCCUCUGGAAGGCCCAUCAGCAUGUCGUCAGCUUGGCUGAGCACCAGGGCAGGCAGGUGCCAGGAAUGGCCCGGAUGAGGCUGGAUGUGAGGUUGGCCAAGACCCUCGGGGUGGUGCUGGCUGUGCUGCUCAUAUGCUGGUUCCCAGUACUAGCCCUCAUGGCCUACAGCCUGGCCACCGCUCUAAGCGACAAGGUCAAGAAGGUCUUCGCCUUUUGCUCCUUGCUCUGUCUUGUCAACUCCAUGGUCAACCCCCUCAUCUAUGCCCUGCGGAGUGGGGAGAUCCGCUCCUCUGCCCACCACUGCCUGGCCCUCUGGAAGAAGCACCUGAGGGGCCUUGGGCCUGAAGGAAAAGAAGACGUCCCGAGGUCCUCAGUCUCUGAGACAGAGGCUGACGUGAAAAUCACCCAGUGGCUGAGUCCAGAGGUCUAUACUGUUGACACGAACUCUUUCACGGUUUUGAACAAGCCAAGUCAGAAAUCAUCUCACACGCUGGAGGAGAGAGAGCAGUCUUGACCUUCUCAUCUUACUUGAUCCAGCCCCGAGGGUCUGGGCACUUACGCCUUGUCUCGGAUGAGUGCUGGCACUGACCCCUGGAGGGCAGUCUGGCCAUGCGUAUCUGCACGCCGUCUGUUGGAUAGCUAGGCCCUGCAAGGAGUGGCAAGGUGGGCAGAAGGCAAGAGGCCUGGGCCAGGCUCAGUACAGGUCAGGUCAGGAAAACCUUCUCAACAAGAUGGCUCAGCGCCUGCAUCCUUCAGAGACCGCAGGAGCCAGCGGGAGCCUUCAGGCUCAGCAUUGAGGGACUCGGAGGAAAUCUGGGAAGAAGAAUGGAUUCUCCUCCUGGGAUCUCAGAGUAUUAGACGGAUGGCCAGCCAGCCCUUGCUCCUGCUUAGUUGGUGGGGCCUCCUUCGUUCUGGAGCAUGACAGGCCCCACUUUAGGCAACCCUUUCCCACUGAGGACGAAGAAGUGUAGUGCGAUGAGGAUCCAGGUGAUUGAUCUGCCUCUUUCAGAGGUAACUGACAAGCCUCCAGUUCAGGGCACCUUGUUACUAGGGCAAUGGCCCUUCUUGACAUCCUGAUUAUCCCCACUCACAGACACUGUGGCAUCUUAGGUCUCUGGGGAACACAGAGGAAGCUGGGAUCACUUGAGACACGGAAUCUUCAGAGAAUCUUACUGACCCUAUGAAGUUCUAUUUGGUGGUACGACUGGAAGCAGGCAGUUUCGUAGUCUAACCCAAUCCCAAGAAAAAGGAAGAUAUUCACAAAUAUUUUAUAAAUCUCCAAAUUGUUCCCACUCACCCUCAGUUCAGCCCCCUUUGUCUCUUUUACACCUCUAUAACAAAUAAUAGGCACAGCAAGUAGGAGGAGGGGGAAAUUCCUUUCUUAUGUGCCACGCACAGGGCUGACAUCCCACAGUCCAUUAUCUCCAGCAAGAACACAGCCCCGUGCCUUUGAAGAUCCCAGGGCACCACAUUUUACAUAUAUGAGGGCUGGGUUCCUCCAAGAGGGGCUUAAAACAGUAAGCAAGAGAAAUUGUUGGUCGUGGGAGGAUUACAAGGAAUUGUAAUGCAAUUAUUUGGGAUCACAGACAGAAUAAAAGGAAAGAUACUAAUUAAGCAUGUCUUUAUUUAAUACUUUAAAGGCACGGUGUCCACCCACUCAUCCACCUAUCUUACAAAUACACGCCAGGGUCCGUGGUAUGUCCUGGAU